Molecule: messenger RNA, 3538 nt
Organism: Labrus bergylta (ballan wrasse)
Lineage: Eukaryota; Metazoa; Chordata; Actinopteri; Labriformes; Labridae
Product: asialoglycoprotein receptor 1
Biological process (GO): biological process involved in interspecies interaction between organisms
Cellular component (GO): external side of plasma membrane
Molecular function (GO): D-mannose binding; fucose binding
Source: RefSeq, a predicted model, not a curated record
UGGAGGGCAGUUCAAUGAAUCUGACCUGUAGCAGUGAUGCUAACCCAGCAGCUAAUUACACCUGGUUCAAGGAGGAUGAACUCACCAUGAUAGCGUCAGGACAGAUCCUCACUAUCAAAGACAUUAAGUCUGAACACAGUGGGAAUUAUUACUGUCAAGCCCACAAUAGUAGAGGACUCCGUAACUCCACCUUUCAUUCGAUUGUUGUUUCAGGUUCAAUGAAAUCAGUAGCUGCUGGAUCAAUCACUGCUCUUUUUCUGGUUAUCAUUUUCCUCAUCAUCAUCUUCCUAUUCAUAAGAAGAAAGAGAUCCAACAAGCCUGAAGAGAGAACAGACAACGGAGGACAGCUUCAGGUGGCUUCAGUCGGUGAAAACUCUUCGUCUUCAGCACAAAGAAAACCAGCUGAGGUGCAGGAAGAACUUUGUUAUGCCUCUGUGACCUUCUCUAAAAACCAGGAAGAUCCUCUCUACUCUAACAUUUUGCAAGCCCCGCAAAACAGACCGAGACAAAGACCAAAACAACCCAAGAAGGAGGAGGAGGAAGAUUAUGAGGAUGUGGAAUACACGAUGGUCAAAUUUGAGAGAGCUAGUGCGUCCACAGAGUCAAGAAGUCCGGAGGUUGUGGAGGAUCAAUCUGCACUGUACAGCACGGUCACUAAGAAACCACGAGUAUGACCAAAUGAGUGAGGGUUCUGUUACCUCACAGUGUUGAAGCAAAUAUUAAAGUACAUUUCUCUGGACCGAUUCAGUCAAUGAUUCGAUAUAAAACACAAAAACAAACAUGGUGUCUUCACCUUCCAUCAUAAACAUUUACAAGUUUGCUUUAGGGGACUGUCUUUGCUUGUUUUUAUACCUUGCCGUAUUUUACAUUUCUAUGAAGUCCCUUGCUAUGCUUCUUUUAAAAAUGCUUAAUAAAAGGAAUCUACACGUCCAGGAUCUGUACUGUUGGGGCCAUUUGUAAAUGUGAUGUAUUUAUGGUUAAAGAUUGCAAAAGAGCCAAACAUUAAGACAGAAAAAAAUGUGCUGUUACAUUAUUGUUUAAUUGUGCUUAUGUUGGUUUUAGCUCAUGCCCCCCCCCCUCACACACACACACACCACCAGUUUAAAAAAAAUCAGUGCUCAAGCUGACGUGUUAAACUGCUGAUUACAGUCAUUUACUUCAAAUCACUGGUUAUAUCUAACAAUGUAUUAAUAUGCCCUACUUUUUUUUUCUUAUGUAAAAAGUUGUUUAAAUGCUGAUGUCACAAAUCCUUGAGCCUGAGGAUUUUUUCACACUUUUCUCACUCCCUGGUUCUCACUUUUGCUUUGUCUUUUUGUUUCUUGACGAUGAAUAUAGGCAACCUACUGCUCUCUGAUCCUGGCACGUUUUAAUUCAUGGUGUCAUGUAAACCCAUGCGGGCUGGGCAUAAAAAUGUAUGUAUGACACAAUAAAAAAACUUCAAACUUCCUCAGCCAAUACAUUCAGAUCCCAAGCUGUAAGGGUUUGAAAAGAGUUUUAAAUGACUAAGAUCUCAUGUUGCCUUAAAUCUUGUGUUCUGCCUGGUCAAUAAGUCAUAACCUAAAACAGUCCGACACACUGCCUUGUGAAGAUUAAAAAAGCCUUUAAUAUAUCGUCCAAAGCAACAAGUAACUGUUGGAUUAAAAACCCCGUUCUGUUUAUAGUUCAGUGUGCGCUGUCUUCAGAUGUUUCAACUAUUUUACUCCACAGGAAAACCACGCUGACAUCACUUCCUUACUUAAAUAAACUGUCUUUUCAUUUUUUUUUAAAUGUGUUCCAUCUGUGUCUGCGUCACUUCUGUGAAACUCGUAUUACACAAGCAGUGAAACUUCCUCUUUUCAUGGACUUAACAGAAGAGGAGCUGAAAUCAUCUUAUUCAGUUUGUUCCAAGUGUCUAAAUGUGUUGUCUUAUAAUACAACCCGAUGUGAAUGCAAAGAGAUCUGACGUAGAAGAAGAGAACUCAUGAAUCUGAUUUUUUUUUGGUAGACACAGUUUGAGUCAUGAAUCCUGUUUUGCUGCGUUUUGAUGAGCUGCUGAACCUCUACAAGCUCUAAUGUCUCGUAGGAUCUCGUUGGUGUGGGCGGCCUGCUGGAUGUCCCUAUCCUUCUUCCUGCAUCUUAUCCCAUCUCCCCCUAUCCCAUUUCUCAAGCUUCACAGUUUUAUAACUUUGUUGCUCAUGAUGAUUUAACGUUGGGUUUAUUUAACCUUUUUUUUAACAAGUUGAGAUCAAGCUCUCUUACACAAGGGGGACCUGGCCAAGAUUGCAGCAGCACAGGUCAUUAUAGAUAUGAUAUUUGUUAUAAAUUGGUGCUAUACAAAUAAAGAUUGAUUGAUUGACAUGUGGUAGGUGAAUUAAGUUUAUUCCCUUUAAAAACCUUGAAUGCAUGUCAUUUUAAUUUAAGUGUCAGAAACAAACAUGGUUUUUUGGAUGACAGAUGUAGAAAAAGGCAGAUUUAGAAAGAGGAUCUAUCUAAGGUUUUCAAUGAGAUGCAACUAAAAAUAAAUGUUCAUUAGUUUUUCAGUCACUCCCACAUUUGUUUCUUCCUCUUUUUUGAUUUCUUCCAAAUCUGUUCACCAUGUAGUCAUCAGUGUCUUAGCUCACUGUAGAGGAACAACAAGAGGAACAACACAUCUCUUUGAUGUGGACACACUGAACUGGACUUCUCUCACACACACAUUCAAACAUCGGGGGGAUGCAGCAGAUGGAGAUAGAUUAUAUUAAUGAGCGGCCACGUGCUCAUCAGAAACACAGCGUGGAUGUAAACCAAACAGAGAGAAGACUCUGUCGGCUUCUUCUCCUGAGCUUUGCUGUGCUGUGCAUCAUACAAGCCUCUCUCAACAUUUCCCUGCGUCUCACAGUGAACUCAAACAGGGAAUCACACGACUGCAACACAACUCAGACAAAGAGUUACGAUCAGUUCAACAGAUUACAGGAAAGAUUCAACGCGCUGACCAGAGACAAAAACCUGCUUGAAAAUCGAAACAAUGAACUGAACAACCUGAUAAAGGAGAUGCAGGAGGAACAGGACCGACUGAAAAUACAACUGAGGGAGAUGGGUGGCUGUCCGUCCUACUCUCAGUGUCCUGCCGGUUGGAGGCAGAUCGGCUCAAGAUGUUACCUCCUCUCCUCUGACAGUAAAACAUGGGAGGACAGCAGGAAAUACUGUCAGAGUAAAGCUGCUGACCUGGUGGUGAUCAACAGUGAACAGGAACAGAGGGAUUUGUACCAACUGGAUGGGGAUGUGGAUCUCUUGUUCUGGAUCGGUCUGUACGACACAGCCGGGACCUUCAGAUGGGUGGACGGAUCUAUGCUGAGCAAACCAUUCUGGCAGUCUGGUCAGCCGGAUCGGGGUGGUCCCAACAACAGAGAGGAUUGUGUGGAGAUGAAUCAUAACAACCCGGUGCUGGCCAACUGGAACGACGCCCGCUGUGGAGACAAGCGACGCUGGCUGUGUGAAAAAUCUCCCAGUACUUGUUGAUGUGAGCUUAAUGUUUUAAUGACACAAAAAGAAAGUCACAAUUAAAAGUACUUAAAAAAGU